AUGCCGACAUAUCAACAACAACGACCCUUGUUUCGCCCUAUUCAGGUCGGCCCUACUCCACCACAAGUCUCCCCUCAGUUCUCUGACAACGUUCCAUCGCCUACCUCGACAAUUCCUAAACUCGGCUCGAAGCGGGGCCGUAUCACAGCCAUAGCAUGCGUGCCAUGCAAGAAAAGAAAGAGCAAGUGCAAUGGACUGCAACCUGUCUGCAAUACCUGCGCAAUGAAGGGAUCUACAUGCAACUAUGACAUGCGACAAGAACACCGGUGGCAGGGCACUCUGCGGGUCAAUGUGAAGAAGUUGGAACAAGAGCUGGAGGAAGUUAAAUCCGUCUUGCCUCUGCUUGCAACAACAUCACAAAAAGAAGCAGCGACGAGACUAGCUUUGGAAAUUCAGACCAACGGUUUCUCAGAACACUCGGCGGAGGAAAUAAAAAACAUACUUCAGGGACCACGGACAUCACAACCAUCCGAGGAGGCAGACACUGCUGUUGGAUCUCUAGGAGGGAGGAGCAGGAGGAGCGCAGCGAAUCAAGAGCCGCUUCCUGCAUACUACAUGGAAUACGACCAGAAUGUCGGUCCUAGUAUGCAGCAAGCUCUCGCUCAACCCACAGAGGUAUGUCGAUUGAUAUUUGUGAGGAUGGACUCCGGUGCAGCGAAACAACACGAGUCCUCGGACUCCGGGCAUGACGCUUCGGUGAUAGCAUGCGUACACAUGAAUCAUCCAAUGCCGCAAACAUCAUCUACAGUUAGUCCCAUCACUUACGUUGUAACGACAUUCCGCGAAGCAAAACGCCAGCUUCGCGCUGAUGGUUGCCCCAUGCCAAAAGUUUUCGGUCUUCCGCAAGUCGACUACAAUGCCAUACUCGCUGGGGAAACGGAUUUUGCGCUGGAGCAACCGUUGUCUGUUUGGGUGGCGAGGAUUACGAAUGUAUUUUUCUCCAAAGUGGGGUUACCAGAGAAGCUUGCACUCGCGGGGAUGCUUAGGGACGUAAUGAAGUGGCAAAUCUGCCCAAGCAAACAGAACUUUGAAAAGCUUCCGGAAUGGGUAAGGCCGACGCAAAACCAGACGGUCAUACCUCAUGACCCGACUAUCGAUUUUCUUCCCUGGCCUGCCGUGCGAGAUUACUUUCUGCACAAUCAAGAGCAGCAUGUGGCCGGAGUGCUUGGCAACUCCCUGUCGGUUAACUGGGCAUACGAAGAAUCUCGCAUGUUCUUCUACGACAGCAACUCGGGUAUCCUCAUGCUCUCUCCGGCGUUUGAGGAGCACAUCCGCAACAUUGACAACUGGUCAUUGGCACCUAGUAUCUUCGAGCAAAUGCCGUAUCUUAUGGGAAAAGUCCGUAUGACGGGGAUCCACUAG
This is a messenger RNA of Aplosporella prunicola CBS 121167, 1362 nucleotides long. RefSeq lists its product as uncharacterized. Gene Ontology annotation, biological process: regulation of DNA-templated transcription. The transcript is spliced from 6 exons. The record is from RefSeq and is a predicted model, not a curated record. NCBI's taxonomy places the organism in Eukaryota, Fungi, Ascomycota, Dothideomycetes, Botryosphaeriales, Aplosporellaceae. The coding region runs from base 1 to 1362 and encodes 453 amino acids. Gene Ontology annotation, molecular function: zinc ion binding; DNA-binding transcription factor activity, RNA polymerase II-specific.